Galendromus occidentalis (western predatory mite) is the source of this 6869-nucleotide messenger RNA. RefSeq names its product bridge-like lipid transfer protein family member hobbit (gene hob). NCBI's taxonomy places the organism in Eukaryota, Metazoa, Arthropoda, Arachnida, Mesostigmata, Phytoseiidae. Bases 87 to 6659 code for a protein of 2190 amino acids. The transcript has 41 exons. The record is from RefSeq and is a predicted model, not a curated record.
AUACGAGUUAGCUGACUCCAGAAUGUGAUCAGAGCACCAACGAUAUAUGACUUCAAUAGACAUUUCGUGCCGAGGAGCCAGACACAAUGCUUCUGGCUUCACUGAUCUUCCUGGUCGGAUUGGCAGUGUUCGCCGCCGCGACCGGGACUGUGAUCUACAGGUUGAUCCUGUUCCUGAUAACUCGGUACAUUCAACGCAAGCUCAACGUCAAAGUUCGGAUCGGGCGACUAAAAUUCUUCAAGUUCUUCUUCAUACAGGAUCUCUAUGUCCAAUUGGAGAAUGGGACGGUCCUGCAAGCCGAGCGGAUGUGGGUUUCGUCCUGCAUUUUUUCCAACGAUUAUUCAUCACUCGUGGCCGUCUGUUUCUCAGACGUUCGCCUACAGCUGAACUUCGACAGUUUACUUGAAGAAUCGGAAAACCCGGAAGAUGAUCGCGAGUCGCACGACUCCAAUUCUGUGAACAAUCAGGACUCGCAAGGGAAGCUGCCGUCUAACAUAAUCACAGCCCUCAAGAAUAUUUCGUUGCACCUGUACAACGUUGAUAUUAUGCAAUUGGAUGGUGGAAACGACUCUCUAGUGCACACGACGUUCAAGGAGCUCACCUUAUUCGCCUACGCAAAGAACAAGGAAUCCUGUUCGAUAAACUUCAGCGUGAAGUCUGCCGCUCUCCGGAUUUUCAAACAACCGGAUAAAAAGCGUGAUACUUGUCUCGCCAAUGCGUACGUCGAUGCCGAGUGCAGACUUUCAAUACUUCUGGGGUCCCCGUUCCUUUUAAAAUCUCUGGAAGUUGACAUCCGGAACCCCGUACUGACCAUAAGCGAAAACCUGCAAAUUCAUAAGAUCUUCCGCCAAGCGUCUCCCACUCGGAGAUCUUCCGAGCCUGCGGAUGAUUCAAAGAGGGCGCGCCUCCGGCGUCACAUGCUGCGUCUGCCGCGAAAGGUGAACUUUUCGCUGAGUUCAUUGAGUUUCAAAGUGAUGAAAGAAAAUUGGAUGCCUGGUCUGUCAUUCGAACUGGAUCAGCUGACGAGUUCGUUGUGCAAUGACAGUGGAGCCGUCUGCAACAUCGUCCUGAAAGACGCAAGCUUCAGUUCAGAGGCGACGAGGAUGGCGAGUCUGGCCCUAGUCGAGAUGGAGACAACUCUGGAGAAUUAUUGUGAUCUCUCGGUAGCUUUGAAAGUGCAAUCAUUCUACGCAAACUAUAACAAGGACGAAAUGCAUUAUUGGGUCGGAUGGGCUACUGCCCAGAGAACGGAGCAGCUCGCGAAAGGUGGACAAGACCCGCAUUCUGUGAAUCCGACCAAAACUGAAUGGAAAGAGGACGAUUUCCUGCUCCGCACGGUGAACGUCUCUCUCCAAGUUUGUGAUCUCAUGACCUCUCUGAAGCCUGGCGAGGCUCAGGUGAAGGCCCCGAAGCUCAACGCUGGCGUAUCGAGAUUCACUGUGGAACUUGAUCUUCAGCGAGACCUGAGCGGACGGUGGGAGACCAACGCAGAAGUGAUGAUGGCGACCGGUGUAUGCGCUAUCGGCUCGUUCCCUUCGAUACAGGCAUCAACGUUGAAGAAGUUCCAUGCCUGGAAAAUGCCUCUAGCUUUUGGGAUGUGCGUUGUUCAGGUGAAAGACUCCGCCAAGAAGUUCCAACUCGAAGGCUCGACCAAUGACAUACAUAUCGAAACUACGCCUGCACUCCUGGAAUUGCUCCAGAUCCUACGACAGAAAGAGAAAGAAACAUCCAAGCGAGAUGUUGAGCUUGAUCCACCGAGGGAUACGAAGAAGAAAACUCGUAUUGAUCUGACAUUCACGAACGCCAACAUCUUCGCUGCAAACUCCGUGAACCACUACGUCGCUUUGCGUAUGGAUACAUUGAAGAUUGCCGCGGACAAGAUCUCGAUCAAGUGCCUUGCAGAAGAGAGCUCAUUGAAAGUCGUUGAGAACGAGGGACCUUAUUAUCAGGUUCUGCCGGCGAAACUGAUGGCGAACAGAAACGCUUACGUGAAAACGAUGAUUUUCCGAUGGAAGGCCGAGGAAAUAUCGCUGGAAUUCGCAGAGCUGUCAAGGUUGUGGUGGACCACAACAGCCUAUCUCCACGUGAUCACGCUUAUCAACGACACGAGAUCCAUUCUGAGGAACGGCGCAGCCCCGUCGGAUAGUGCGGCUCCCCGAGAGAAAUCAAGAACUACGAUUCCCGCUUUCCAGAACUUCAAGCUGGCAUUCCGCGGAGACUCUGUUCUCGAGUUCCGAUUGAGCGCCAAGCAUAGCAUGUAUUUCAUCGGGAACGAUUUCGUCUGGAAACGCAGACCGAACGAGGCGAAAAUUUCCAGCGACAAGUUGAUUUGUCGUUUUGAUGAACACGAAAUAUUCACCUUCGAGAAGAUAGAGUAUGCUCUCAACUCGAUCAGCGAGGAAAGUCGCGUUCUCCGUAAACACUUCAGGGACUCGGGGGCACUCGAGCAAGAGGAAAAUAGGAGGUGGCAGUUGUCCUUCGGACAUAUCGGAAUCGACUUCCCUCACGAUUACAACUUCGCCGAGGCUUUCAGCGAAGAUUUCAUAAGCUGCUUCAAAUGGAUGAAGCUGGUUCACGGCAAAAAGAAAUCACCGUUCACAUCAGAAUCACCGCUCCCCGCUGAUCUCACCAUACGCGCAAAAUCAAUAACUCUAGAAAUACAGGACGAUCCAUUCGAAGUUAAACUUCGGCAGAACUACCAGCUGCUGGAAGAUGAAUAUUUCGAAAGCUGUAAGAGGAGACACGCUCUGGAUUUGAAAAUAGACGAAUUCCGGAAAUCGAAUUUGCUUAUGACCGAAGCUACAAUUGGAGAGCUCUAUCAAGCCCUAGACAAGAUGAACGUCGACCAAUACAUCAAAAGAUCACGCCAAUUAUACGAAAGCUCUCGACAGUCCCUGAUCAGAUGGGUUUUGAGCGAUUUGGAAUUCUCUGCGAUGGCUGACCCCAGUUUCCAUGGUAUGGAAAAAUGCGUCGCCUUGAUAAAACAGUUGAAUCCGAAUAGCCCUCUGCCCGAAGACACCGAGUUUGCAACCCUGUGGUGUCGUGUUGUGAGCGGUAGCUGUCAGAGCAUCGAGUGUUCUCUACGUGAUUUCCCCAAGAAGUUCGUCGAGGUCGACGAUUUCUAUUGGUUCGGGAAACUCGUGGGCGCCGAGCAAGAAGGAACGGCGCGUGCCAAGAGAACUUGCAUUGUUGAACUGAAUGCACCGUUUGAGAAUCGGAUCAUCGAACGAAACAUGCCGCCGCUCAAAUUUUUCUACGACAUGACUUUCGACCUCAAUACGUAUACGUGGGUCUACGGAAGCUGUUGGGAACCCAUUCUUGCUCAGGUGAAUUUGGCUCUGGACCUGAUUAACAAGCCGUCAACGGAUCCGUCUCCGCCUCUCCCAUGGUGGGAUAAAGCUAGGCUCCUGACCCACGGCAAGUUAACCGUGUCCGGCCACAGGCUUUCCUAUCUUCAGCACGCCUCGCUGAAUCCUUAUAACUGUACGGAAAUGCUGGACACUACUUGGACCAAUGCUAUGGUUUACUGGCACAAUGGACGCAUAAUCUGUCAAGGAAACCUGGAUCAGAUGAUUUACACCGCCAGUAGAUAUCACGCGAGUCAUCUCCUGCAUUUCCCGAAUCUUAAACUAUCAGUUAAAUUGACUUGGCGUUGUCUAGCCAAUCCAUUCGACCACCAUUCUAUGAUGCCGUGCGCGACGGACAAACUUCCAGAGUACUCCAUCCAUCAACGACAUGAUUCAUACCGAGCCUUCCGAUCCACGAGCGUAGACAUGAGCGUUUCUCUCGAAACGAGAACCGCUGCCAAUGGUACGGACGGCGAAGAUGAUCCCAACGACACGCCUCGACUCCUGCUUUACAGUGCCACUAUUCGGUGGUUGGAGAACUUCAAAUCUAUAGUGGCAGGGCUGGCGAAGCUCACGCGGCGCGGAAAGCUCUUCGGCAAUACGAGGCCGCGUAAGACCCAGCUCUCCAAACAUUUUCAUAAUGUCACCCUCACCAUCUCCCUUCAUCGCUUCCAAGUCUCUUGCUGGACGAGUUUGGCCAAACACGAUGGCUUCGAGUUAGACAGCGGUCGCUUCCAGUUGAGUUGCGAACAUAACCUGACGAUGUUGGCCGUACGCAACGAUUUCAAUCAAAUGAGUGGACCGAUUGUGUUUCUAUUUGACAAUAUAAGGCAAAAGCCCAGUUGGAGCACUGUCUACAUGAACUGUGAGCUCAGCGAUUGCAGCCAUAUUUGGUUGUAUCAUAUGGACGAGGGUAACGAAGAAGCUCUGAAAAGAUAUUUCCUGAGCGUCGCUUGCGUUUCCUACGGAAGAGAAACAAAGCUGCACAAUGUCCCUGAGUCGCUUGCGGACGAAACGCCUCUGCAUAGGCUGGCAGUUCAUGGUCUCAAGGGCGCUUGGACGAAACACAACCGAGACGUAGUUUUCGGGUUGUUCGACACCUUCAUAAAUGCCGUCAAUCUGCGACGAAACAUGACGAACGAGGCUCUGAAGCCAUUCAAGAUGGAGCAAGCGAACAAGAGCGGUCGGAAAGUUUCGUCGCCUUCCACCACCCCAAACUUGGGAGGGAGUUCAAUGGCGAAUGCCAGCGCGAACAGAUCGUCGUCAUCCAAAGCUUUCUCCAUGCUGGAAAAAUUGAUCGCCGAAUCAGUUGAUCACAAUCUGGUAUUCACGGAGUCGGUCGAUACCCCUGAACCAGUUAACCUCACAGGUGUCAAAGAAUGUCAACUCGACGAUGUCCUAUGCCAUAACUGGCUCAUCGAACUACGCAAUUCUCAGGUGAUGCUCCGAGGCUGUGAUUCCCCAGGAUACGUUAUUUUGAGCGCUGCAAAAGCUCAAAUCCUUCAAAGAAUUCAUACACCUGUGUGGAAAGACAACAAUCUUGUACCGAAAACGACCUGGAAGGGUACUUUGGACUGUAUGCAAUACUAUGCCACGGUCGAAAACGUCGGCAGUACCGAGGACGACGUACAGUGGCUGACGACGGAGAACAUCGAAGCUCGUGAGACAGAUAUAACCGAUUACGCCGAUAUAGUCGGGUCAGGUCACAGCGUCGGAGGAGUCGUAUCCGCCGAUGUUGGCGGCGGAGAAGGCGGCGAGGAGCGGAAAGCUCAGCUGCAGAGAAUAAUUUCGCGCUGCGGAUGCCAAUUCUUUUACGCAAGCUUCGGCGAGCAGGGAAUCGAUCCCGCGACCCUCGAAGAAGUGCCACCUCUGCCCGAUGAGAAGGAUCCCGACGAUCCUUGGGAACACGAGGUGGCCGUCGACUCCUUCACGCUCAUCCACCACGACCUCCAGGUCUGUACGAAUCCACUGCAGUAUUCGAUGAUUCUCGACCUCGUGAACAACCUAUUACUCUACGUUGAGCCUCGGAGGAAAGAGGCGAACGAACGUCUCCAACGAAUGCGCUUCGAACUCCAACUCGAACAAGACAAAGAUCAGAGGGGUCCCAUCAUCAGUCUGCAAAACAAGGCGAGAGAGCUGAUUGCCCUGCACAAAGAGCUCGAGAAGAAAGCCUUCGCAACACAGAGAAGACUCGAAACCAGUCCUGAAGACGAAGAAUUGAUAGAGAGGCUCGCCAUGCUAGAGCAGGAGAUUCUUGUCAAGAAGAAACAGCUACAUCUAACGAGCGAAGAUCUCACUCUCAUGGUGAACUGUUAUCGAGAAACUCAAGUUGCCGCUUGGAAAUCCCAGCGACAGUUGUUGGAGCACACCAAAAUAUCGACCGUUCGUCGGAGUGAGGUGUCUUUCAAGCAUGCCCUAUGGAAGUUGACCGAUGAGGACGGUCAACUCGGCAUUGCGGAAAUCGUUCUGAGCAAUUUCCUGUAUUCUCGGACAACGAAAUCAACCGACUCCGUUGAGCAUCUACUCGAACUCGGCAACAUGAAGGUGACUAACGAAACUCCUACCGACGUCUACCGAGACGUUCUGCAACCAACCGAAGCUCCGUCACACGUACCCGUCGAGCGGCAGCGAGCGCUGCGCAUCUUCUGUCGAGUACGCGCACCAGUCGGAGGGAUUUCCGUGAAAGAACAUCUGGAGGUCAACAUCGUCCCUAUAAGCAUAUGCCUGACGUCUGCACUCUCCCGAAAGCUGCUGACAUUCUUCUUCUCGAGGAAAGAAGCAGAGAAAGCUGUCGACGGGGAUGAUGUACCCGUGCAACCGAAAGAAAACCCGCGCAAAAAGGAUCGCCGACGGGGGGAUCGGAAUCCGGUCGGGCACGACGACAUUGAGAAGAUGAAAGAGAGAGCCGCGAAUAACCAGACAUUCCUGUACAUAAAAAUACCAGAGGUCCCAAUGAGGCUUACCUACAAGAGCGAGAAGGAAAAGAAAGAUCUUAUAAGAGACUUGAUCGACUACUCUCUCGUGCUGCCGACCAUCGAACUGCACAAUAAAACCUGCACUUGGCUCGAUCUCUUGAUCAUCAUCAAAAUCAACGCUCGUCAAUCGCUGCUGUCGCAGGCUAUCAGGCAGAAGCUCCUGAUUAAGUCAACAACGACGACAACGGCAAGCAUCUCCCUGGCGGAGAGCGCUUCGGGCAACGGUGGGAAGCCGGAGGUGAAAUCAGAAGUCAGUGACGAGCAGCGUCGGAUCCUGCUGUUCGGGAAUAGGGUCCAACCCGAGACGAAGAAAGAAAAACGAUUGUUUUUCAAAUGAGGGUCGUCUCGAAGUGAAGAUACUGACAACGUUCCUUGGUGUAGCUGCACACGCUUCGAAGGAUCUCGACGAUCCCCCUCGAACGUUACAUUGACUACCAGCGAGAUUGUGAUAGCUCUGGCGGAGUCCAGGAACCAAUCACCAUAACAAGUCGCCGAGAUGCACACCGCGGAACCAUGCCGGCGAGACAAAGAGAUCGUCUUUCCAUCU